Molecule: messenger RNA, 2162 nt
Organism: Heteronotia binoei (common prickly gecko)
Lineage: Eukaryota; Metazoa; Chordata; Lepidosauria; Squamata; Gekkonidae
Gene: IL18R1
Product: interleukin 18 receptor 1
Exons: 10
Coding region: 30-1727 (565 amino acids)
Biological process (GO): positive regulation of type II interferon production; interleukin-18-mediated signaling pathway
Molecular function (GO): interleukin-18 receptor activity; interleukin-18 binding; interleukin-1 receptor activity
Source: RefSeq, a predicted model, not a curated record
GAAGAAGAUACAGCUAAAUUCAUCUGAAAAUGUAUUUUAGAAGUUUGCCAGUUUUACUACUGCUGUGCCUUGGUUUUGUCUGCUCAGGUGAAACUUGUUUAAUCCGCUAUUCCAUUAACAUACUUGAAGAAGAACACUUCUCAAAUUGUUGUUAUGGAAAGAAAGAUGAAGGGUAUAAUGUAACCUGGUAUAGAGAAAAAGAUGGAAAACGGACAUUAAUUCAGCAAGGAGGAAGAAUAGUCUUGAAUGGGACUUCUUUGCAAUUUUGGCCAGCUAUAUUGAAUGACACUGGGAAGUACAUUUGCUCUCUCAGUAAUGGAUCAUACAGCACCAACCAUUCUUGGGAUUUGAAUGUGCUUCCAAAAAAUAAAGGAAGUUGUUUCUCCACAGAUCAUAUGUCAUCUGGUUCACCUGCAGUACUUGGAGAAGGUUAUUCAUUUUCAUGCAGUGCUGAGAGAUAUGAUGGAAAGGUUGUCAAUAAAACGUGGUAUAAGGUACUACACAAGGCAAUUUUGAGCAAUGGGAAAUCUGACUGUCUCUUUAAAGAAAAGGAGGAAUUGUAUAUAAAAAAGCUAACACUUGAAGAUUCUGGGAACUACACAUGCGUGGUGUCCUAUCUUCAUGCAGGAAGGAUAUACAAUGCAACAAACACAGUAGAAGUGCAAGUGACAAAAGACAUUCCUUAUGCAAAACCUGUGAUAAUAGGACCUAACUAUGAAGAAGUAGAAAUAGAAAUAGGUAAAGAAAAGAUGAUCAACUGCACAGCAUUCUUAGGUUACUCUAACAAUUCAUAUAGUCUUUAUUGGAUACACAACAACAAAUUUGUAGAUAUGUGUCAGGAUACCGCAGAUAGUGUAUCUCCUUGUGAAAUGGAAGAUCACAAAUAUUAUGAAGAAGGCAAAUUCUUUGUCUUGAAACAAUUGUGGAUUAAAAGUUUUCAAGAGGAAGAUAUCAGUGCUAUAUACAACUGCACUUUAUCAGCUGCUGAAACAAAAACAUUUACACUGAAGAAAGCUAAACUUUCAGAUCUCUCCCCACAUACCUUUGCUACCGGAAUGAUCGUGGUAAUACUGUGUUCCGUUGGUGCUGUAGUGGUGAUAAUUCUGUGUGUUGUGUUCAGAAUUGACCUUGCUUUACUGUACAGGGAUCUAGCAGCAAAAGAUGAAACUCUGGAAGAUGGAAAAAUAUAUGAUGCUUUUGUGUCUUACCUGAAAGACUGUAUACCAAUAUGUGGUGAAGAGAGAGAAUUUGCUCUGGACAUAUUGCCAAGAAUAUUAGAAGACCAUUUUGGAUACAACUUGUGUAUCUUUGAAAGGGAUAUUUCUCCUGGAGGAGCCAUCGUUGAUGAUGUCCAAUCAUUUAUUGACAAAAGUCGAAGGUUAAUUAUUAUACUGAGCAAGAAUUACAUCUCUGACAAAGUCAUGUUUGAGCUUGAAGCUGGAUUGCAUAAGGCCUUAGUUGAAAGGAAGAUCAAAGUAAUAUUGAUAGAAUACAUGCCUUUAAGGGAUUUUAGUUUUUUGCCUGAUUCAUUGGAGCUUCUUUCAUCCAGUCAGAGGAUAAAAUGGAAAGAAGAAAAGUCUCUCCGAUUAAAUUCCAGAUUUUGGAAGAAACUCCGCUAUGCGAUGCCUGCAAAAUCUUCCUCAAUUAAUGCACUGGCCUAUUUUCAUAGAAUACAUCCUAGGACAAAACUAAGUCAGUUUGCACCUCAUCCCAGGUGGGUUUCCUGAUCAGGGCUUCACUUCUGGGUUUCACUGAGGUAAGGGUAGUUCUUUUUCCUCAGUGUCUUUUUUGAUUCUUGGUAGAUUUGGAAGGGGUACUUUUCAGUAAUUGACUUGUAUUAUAGACAUAUUUGGGAUUUUUAUCUCCAAUCAGCAGAAAACAUAGGACAUCACCAUGGCUUCCAGUGCUUGCAUUCUGAAGAUUCACCACAGUUGUAAAAUAGAGACUAAAUCAUACUUUUGUUGUGGAUGAAUACCAUGUAUAUUGUCGUGAAGUAGAAUUCUGUGUCUCAAGAAAUUUCAGUUGGUGCUGUGUUUUAAAGAAUAUCUGUGAUUGAAAAACAGGGUAUGCUAAAGAGCAACUGGUGAUUUGGGUGUGUGUGUGUGUUUAAAAGAAUGUAUUUUGUUGCUUUUCAAAGAAGUUUUAAUGUAAUUGAUUAUAUA